Molecule: messenger RNA, 2287 nt
Organism: Microdochium trichocladiopsis
Lineage: Eukaryota; Fungi; Ascomycota; Sordariomycetes; Xylariales; Microdochiaceae
Exons: 1
Coding region: 136-1872 (578 amino acids)
Biological process (GO): regulation of DNA-templated transcription
Molecular function (GO): DNA-binding transcription factor activity, RNA polymerase II-specific; zinc ion binding
Source: RefSeq, a predicted model, not a curated record
ACUAUCAUCAAGCACCGUUUCUCAAUACACCCAAAACCCGAUGCGCACCCGGCCAAGCAAAGCAAGCCACCACCACUACCACCCCUAGCAGUAGCCCAUCAUGACCCUGACGGGACGCCACAAGGCGUGCAACCAAUGUGUGGGUUCCUGUUCCGUCCCCUCGCACGUACGCUGCGGCAGCUGCUGCCAAUCCUGCUGACAAAUGCACGCCCACGGCCGCAGCGCGACAGGAAGAUCAAGUGUGACGGCGCCCAGCCAGUGUGCCGCGGCUGCGCCCGCAACGGCCACAAGUGCUGCUAUGCGCCCCCGGCCCAGCGCUACAGCAAGGCAGACCUUGCCAUGAUGCUCGAGGGCAUCAACCAGCGCCUCCUCCAGGCAGAGGCGAGCACCACCACCGCCAUGUCGUCAGAGCUCGCCUUCCACCACCUUGGCAGCUCGGUCCAUCUGCCAAUGACGAAUGCCGACUUGUCCAUGAUGCUCGACGGCACCAGUGCUGCUGCCGCAACACCUGACUUCGGCUUCGGAUUUGGCAGCUCGUAUCAGCCAGCAACGACAACAACAACAACAACAACAGGCAGCGGAGCCUCCGCCUCCGCCGUCAUGCACGGCUGGAACGCCAGUAGCCACGCCGAGGCUCCCGCUCAGCCUGCCAGCUUUGCCCUGCCCCCCGUCGUCCUCGAGAACGGCCAACAGCCCGUACCGCUCUUUGGCCGAGACAUGUUGCCUUUUCAGCUCGACACCGGUGCCGGCGCCGGCAGCUCCAUGUCCAUGUCCCCAAGUCAAGCGGGCUCGGGUGCAUCAGAAAGCGCCGCCUCACCCUUCCAUCACCACUCCGCGUGUCCAACUUGGUCCGGCAAGCGGCGGCGCAUCAGCACAGGACAGGAAGGCUGGUGGCCAUGCGGAAAUGACAAGCCCUACCGGCAGCCGUCACCUGAUAACAAUAGCUUCAACAACAACGACAACAUAAGGACGCCCGACUCAAGGCCAGAUCCAGCUGCAUCGAACCCACAGCCCGAAGACAGCAGACCACCGACACCGGCCAGCAGAACCAGAAGCCACUACAGCGCAGACGCGCCACCGGCGGGCUCUACCCAGUGUGCAGAAUCCGCCUGCCCACCACCCACGAGUCCGGCCGAUUGUCCGGCCGCCAGUCCAGCCUUGAACCCUUGUGACAGCUCCAUGCGCCGCCAGAUUGGCAACGGGGCCUCGUUCCAGGGGCUGCCCGUGCUGACGGGCCCCGACCAGUACGACCGCUGGGUCAGGGCCGUCCGGGCGGCAGCGCGCAAGGAGGGGGUGUGGGACAUGAUGACGGGCGAGUGCGAGCGGCCAAGCACGCCUCGGCCGGACGCAUCGCCGGAGUCUUGGCGGCGGCACAAUGACGACAUGACGUACUGGCUCAGCAAGAGGGAGCUCGCCCUCGGGGCUAUCGAGGGCAGCCUCUCUGAGGAGUUGCAGGCGCGCAUCGAGGGGAUCGAGUGCACGCGGGAAGCAUGGCUCACGCUGGAGCGCGAGUGCAAAAGGCCCAAGCAGCAGGCGCUCCUCGAAGUCAUCCGGGAGCUCAAGGGACUGUCUGCGGAGACGCACGAGGGGCUAGGUGGUGGUGGUGGUGGCGUCGCGCAGCUUGUUGAACGUAUCACCAAGCUUCGUGCUGAGAUGGCGUGCAUUACGACGCCGCUGCUGCAGCAGCUGCCAGAGUGGUACUUUGCCCUCCACUUCCUGGUCUGCUUGCCUACAACCUAUGAAGGGCUGGUCUCGUCCAUAACGUCGUCUGGUCCCUUGGCGGUCGAUUUUGGCUCCGAGGGGAGUCUUGCGCGGGUUGUCAAGCUUGCCCAGGCCGAGGAGAGACGGUUGCUCAUAGCGACAAGACGGUGAUCAUGAGCGUUCCAUAUAAAGCCCGCAGCACAUGAUGCGAUGGUGCUGCGGAAUGGUGCCUUCAUUGUGUGUGUGUGUGAGCUUGGUGUGCUUAUUUGUACAACGUUUGUCCGUUCUUAAUCUCAUCUAAGAAGAGAUGGGCUGCAGCCGCGACGGUGGAUCUGAAUGCAGGGAAUUAUCUGAGACCCAUUCCCACCUGAUGUCAGAUCAAUCCAUUUUCUUCCAGCGGCUCCCUGACAACUUGGAGUAUAGCUAGGUUGGUAUCUGUUCACGGUAUCCGAUGUAGACAUACAUGUUACGCAGAAUGCAGAGGACGUCCUGUCCCAGCACCUAGUAAGGUCGCCUGCGCAGUUUCGAGGCAUCACGUUUCACAUUGCAUACGCUUAUAUAAUGAACUAUGCGCUGACAAGUAGAG